CACGGAACAGUUCGUGAGAUGUCUCCACUCUAGUGGGAUGAUACACGCUGUAUGGUUUCAGCAGCAUGGGACCCAUACGGUUGAAAUAUAUUUUACUUAUGUUCAUUUUCUCCCAUCAUAUUGACUUGACAAUCUCUGCCACAACCAAUGACAAGCUUCUGGUGGCUGCUGGGAUUGUGACAGCUGCACUGAUGUCAUCAUCCUACGGAUAUUAUUCUUGGACACCCAGUGUAAUAGCUCUUUUAACCGCAAUCCUCCUCCUCACACUGAUACCAACCCAAUCCGACGCAGACGCUAACGGAGUGGUCGGUGCCGUCAUACAAGGGUCAAGGGUCACUUCUUCAGACCCCUGGCUCACGGAUUCUGGACAGCCUCUCCCAUACAUCACCAGCAUCCAAGGCAUAGCGAACGUUGCAGGUCAAACUAAACUUUUGGCAUUGAAUACCGGGUUGUGGCAGCCUUUUAAUCCCGCAGGCACUUCGUUUCAAAAUGCUGUUUGUGAAAUAUAGUAAUCAAAUUAUGUAAUUACCACUCUAUGAAUAUUCGAUUUAUACGGAACACAUGAUCGCAUUUUAGCAAAAACAAAAUUUGAUAAAAUUUCAAACACUAUGUGUACCUUGUCUUUCUAUCCAUAGUAUGUUAUACUGGAUAAUACACGGGAAGCAUUU
Molecule: messenger RNA, 668 nt
Organism: Ostrea edulis (European flat oyster)
Lineage: Eukaryota; Metazoa; Mollusca; Bivalvia; Ostreida; Ostreidae
Exons: 4
Coding region: 66-509 (147 amino acids)
Source: RefSeq, a predicted model, not a curated record